CCAACAAUCAUGCCUUCGCUCUCGGCGCACAUCGCUCUCCCUACCCCGGACGCUCACGCCUCCCGUAACCGACCAACACGGUCCAACCCCACUCGCUCCUCCUUCACCCCGGUCGCCGGUGCCAACUCCUACUCCGACACGAACCCUGAUCAAGCAAGCCCCCGUGGUUCCCGACGUGCACUCGUUACCUGUUCCACAAGCCGAAGGCACCUAUUGAAAGGAGUCGAGUCCCCCGAUGGAAACCCCAAAUCAGAUCGUAUCGCGGCGCUGCGUCGACAGGUUGUCAGCCUGCAGUUCUGCUCAUCGUUUGAGUCGUGCGUCCGACUUGCCGCCUCCCGUCGACAUCCAUGGCUCUGUGAUCUUUCGUAUUCUCUCCUGGCGCACGGUAUUUCUUUGCACGUGCUCCAGAAUCGGACGGCGUUUGCUCAGAGUUGUGAUCCUCGAGGCCGGGAGGGGCGACCGGCGGAGUGCACGGGACGAGCAUGGGACGACCAGCAGCGACAACUAUGCUUUUGGGCAGAUGGAUUCCGCUGCGGCCGAGUUAUAUCAUUGAUCGUGACACAUGUAUGCGGCCAGCAGCGACCAGCAAAUACGUAGCUAUGAUGAUUCAAGAAAUCGAGGCAUGGGAUAAUAGAUGACCGCAAUCAACUCCGACAAGCUCGGUGUGAGGUAUCGGUUGCAUCCGCGCCUCAACUUUCCAAUCUCGCUGUUCCGCCGAGUUUCCGAAACACCGUACGUAUGUGCUCCAUCCAAGGUACGCCAUUGUACGUCCAGUUCUAUCCAUCAGUUUUGCACUUUAAACUAAUGACUUCGUGGUGCAAGGAAGAUAUAAUUUUGAUAUCAAUGAUGCAAACAUAUAAGAUUGAUCGCAAUGGAAAAAAGGUAUAAAACAUGCACCUUGGUGUGCACGUAGAAUUAUUCCUUUUUACUGUCUUUACAUUAAGAACAGGGAAACUAUCCAUUAUAAUGAUGGAUGACUGUCAGGGAAAGAUGCAGUAAGCAAAAAUCACCAAAUUUGUUAUGCAGGA
This is a messenger RNA of Triticum aestivum (bread wheat), 1028 nucleotides long. RefSeq lists its product as uncharacterized. NCBI's taxonomy places the organism in Eukaryota, Viridiplantae, Streptophyta, Magnoliopsida, Poales, Poaceae. Bases 10 to 597 code for a protein of 195 amino acids. The record is from RefSeq and is a predicted model, not a curated record. The transcript is spliced from 3 exons.